AUGGUCGAGGUUUCUUGGAAUGCUCCGGUGUAUGGUAAUCCUGAUUUUAUUUUCCCUUUCAAAUUGAAGAGUUUGGAAGAAUCUAUGAAGUUGUGGAAUCUACAGGUGUUUGGAAAUGUUAAGGUUCGGCUCAAACAGGCGCAACUUAAGUUUGAAGUGGCUAGUCGUAAUUCUGAUGAGGAUCCCUUUAAUUCUUCUAAAUUGAAUGUCAUGAAAGAUGCCUUAGCGGCUGUUCAAGAUGUUCAACUGAGUGCCAAUACUAUCUCGGAGCUGGUGAAUGAGGAUGGUACAACUAUUACUGAAUCGGACCAACUAAGGAAUCAUGUGGUUUCUUAUUAUGAGUCUAAAUUUAAUGGGAAUGAUCUGCCUAUUGAAGAAAAUUUGUUUGAGUAUGAGCAUGAGACUAUUUCUUUGGAGGAGAGCCAGAUGUUAGAUGCCGUUCCUUCUAUGGAGGAAAUCCAUGCUGCCGUUUUUGAUUUGGGGGCAGAUAGUGCUCCGGGUCCGGAUGGUUUUUCUGGGUGUUUUUAUAGACACUGCUUGGAUUUGAUUCAUCAAUAUUUGUUCAACGCUAUUACUUUUUACUGGAUGAAUAAAACCAUUCCUAAUGGGGCUAGUUCUAGCCUCAUUCUUUUGCUUGCAAAGGUAAUGGGUGCUGAUUGCUUGAGGAAACUUAGACCUAUUGGGCUAAGUAAUUUUUUCUUCAAUAUUUUUACUAAAAUUCUGGCUAUUAGACUUGGUAAGGUCCUGGGUAAUCUGGUCUCAGAGGAGCAAGUUUCUUUUAUGAAAGGGAGGAAUAUUCAUGAAAACAUUAGUUUGGCUUCUGAGAUGGUUAAUGAGUUGCACAUUAGAAGAAAGGAUGGUAAUUUGGGUCUUAAGCUGGAUAUUUCUCACGAUUUUGAUACAGUUAGUUGGCCUUUUGUUAUGGAGGUGUUUCGCAAGUAUGGAUUUUCAGAAGAUUGGUAUACUUGUAUUCUCAAUAUUUUGAAAUCUGCUCGUAUUUCUAUUCUUCUUAAUGGUAGCCCGGAAGGGAAAUAUGAAAAUUCUGACAAACUUGGUGAAGUCGCUAGAUGA
Molecule: messenger RNA, 1071 nt
Organism: Papaver somniferum (opium poppy)
Lineage: Eukaryota; Viridiplantae; Streptophyta; Magnoliopsida; Ranunculales; Papaveraceae
Exons: 3
Coding region: 1-1071 (356 amino acids)
Source: RefSeq, a predicted model, not a curated record